AUGGCGGGACAUGGCGUGUUCAAGGUCACAGACAACGACCUCUUCGACUUGUACGAGUUGAAUCUUGAGAACAACGAUGGGGGUCGUGUUUCAGCUCAUAAAGGUAGCAACUUUGUGUUUAAAUUGGACCAGAGUUUGCUGAUCGAUGGAAGCUGUGUGAGGAUUGGUCAGGUGCUCGGAGAAGGGCCGCAGGCGAUUGUCUAUGAAGGAUUGUGUAAUUCCACGCCUGUUGCUGUGAAAAUCAUACAGCCAGACAGAGCAGGUUUAAUCAGUCCUGAACGCAAAGACAAAUUUCAGAGGGAGGUGACUUUGCUGUCAAAGGCAAAACAUGAUAACAUUGUGAAGUUUAUCGGUGCUUCUGUGGAACCAACUAUGAUGAUAGUUACUGAGCUUAUGAGAGGUGGUACCGUUCAGAAGUACUUGUGGGGCACCCGCCCUGUAAUUCCGGACUUAAAGAUUUCAGUAAGUUUUGCAUUGGAUAUAUGUCGAGCAAUGAAAUACUUGCAUGCAAAUGGCAUCAUACACCGUGACUUGAAGCCAAGCAAUCUACUUCUUUCCGAAAACAAGAAGCAAGUGAAGCUGGCUGACUUUGGGCUUGCUAGAGAGCAGAUAGACGGUGCAAUGACUAGUGAGGCUGGAACAUACCGGUGGAUGGCUCCUGAGUUAUUCAGCAUUGAACCAGCUCCAAAAGGUGCAAAGAGAAAUUAUGAUCACAAGGCUGAUGUCUAUAGCUUCUCAAUAGUUCUGUGGGAGUUGCUCACAAACAAAACUCCAUUCAAGGGAAGGAAUAACGUAAUGGUGGCAUAUGCUACAGCUAAGAAUGUACGGCCUAGCCUGGAGGGCAUUCCUGAGGAGAUUAUCCCUUUGCUAACGUCCUGCUGGGCUGAGGACCCCCUGGACCGACCAGAAUUUAUGAAAAUAACUGAUACCCUCUCCAACUUCUACCGGGAACAUUGCUUAAAGGAGAACAAGCCUCCUCCUAAGGUCAUUGAGACUGAAGAUAAUGAGACGAACAUUAAGGAACAUAAUGAGAGGAGCAUUAAAGAAGAAGAAUCGUUGAGUACCUCCCAACCACAAGUGAUUGAGACACCUGAAAGAGAGAAAAAGCUUAAAAGGCGCAAGAAGAGUUGGUCAUCUUUUUGGUUCUGUUUCUCUUGCUUCUCUCGUCGACCAAAUGUUAUGGUGAGUUCUGUUUGACUGAGGAACUUUUUGCCCAGGCUAGGAAAUCUAGUAGGAUGUUGUAUCGGCUGUUCUCAUAGUUUUGUUGUAUACACAGAGUAUAGAUUUAGGAAAAUGUUCUCUUGCUGAAUGGUUUAACAU
Argentina anserina (silverweed cinquefoil) is the source of this 1320-nucleotide messenger RNA. RefSeq names its product serine/threonine-protein kinase STY46-like. Gene Ontology annotation, molecular function: ATP binding; protein kinase activity. The coding region runs from base 1 to 1197 and encodes 398 amino acids. Gene Ontology annotation, biological process: protein phosphorylation; signal transduction. The record is from RefSeq and is a predicted model, not a curated record. The transcript has 6 exons. NCBI's taxonomy places the organism in Eukaryota, Viridiplantae, Streptophyta, Magnoliopsida, Rosales, Rosaceae. Gene Ontology annotation, cellular component: cytoplasm.